AUGAUCCGCGAUGGCGUGCUCCAGCGCGGCUACAAGUGGACCGCGAUCGCGAAGUCGCUCCCGCACAAGCGCUCGGCCGACGCGGUGCGCAACCGCUGGCAGAGGCUGCAGUCGCGCCGGCGGGGAGGGACGCCGCGAGGUUCGCCCGCGCUGAUGCGCCCCAGGUCGGACGGCGAAGCCGACUCCGAGGGCGGCGCGUCCGCCGAGGGCUCUGGCGGCGGCGCCGACGUCGGCGAGGACUUUACCCCCCCCGAGGUGGAGAAGCACGGCGACAUGUGGACCGAGGAGGAGGACUCGAUCAUCGACAACGCGGUGGCGCAGCGCGGGCCGUGCUGGGCCGCCAUCGCCCAGCUGCUGCCCGGCCGCACUUACUCCGGGUGCCGCAACCGCUGGGUGAGGCUGCAGGAGCGGCGCCUGGCCGCGGCAGGCCUGCACGUCAAGGGCGCGGCGCAGGUCCGCCUCACUCCUUCGCACCUUCCUUCCGCCGCCUCGGCGCACCUUGGCCUCUCCGCAACCCCCGUAGAUUGA
This is a messenger RNA of Emiliania huxleyi CCMP1516, 528 nucleotides long. RefSeq lists its product as hypothetical. Gene Ontology annotation, molecular function: RNA polymerase II cis-regulatory region sequence-specific DNA binding; DNA-binding transcription factor activity, RNA polymerase II-specific. The transcript has a single exon. Bases 1 to 528 code for a protein of 175 amino acids. The record is from RefSeq and is a predicted model, not a curated record. Gene Ontology annotation, cellular component: nucleus. Lineage: Eukaryota; Haptophyta; Isochrysidales; Noelaerhabdaceae. Gene Ontology annotation, biological process: regulation of DNA-templated transcription.